UAUUAAAGUUGUUUUCCAGAGGAAACAUCACGAUUCAUCUGAGACCUCAAAGGAAAUAAACUGUGUGAAUGUUUGACUGCUUGGGGCUUCCGUACAGUUAAACAAUAAAUACACUAUAAUACAUUGUAAUAGAUUACUUCUAGACUGUAGUACUUCUACAAUAAAGUAUCACUUGCCUCCUUGCCAUCUUUCAUUCCUCCUGCGAUCUUAUUGGCUGCUCAGAUGUUCUUUUGCUGUCAGCCAAUAGGAGCCCAGAUGCUGCCGUUCUCGGCUCCUAUUGGCUGAAGGCAGCAUAAAGCCGGUGUCCGGAGCUCGUGCGGAGCUCAGAUGUCCGGCACGCGCUGUGAGCCUGAAACACUCGCGAUGCGCGCGCAGGGCUUUUAAUUGAGUUUCAUUAAUUUGAAUAAUUAAUUGAUUAGAACAACAUGAGGCUCGGGCUCUGGUGCGUCUGGACCGGCUGGAUCUUCAGCCUUCACGCCGCGGCUCAGCAUCCUCCUGACCGGGAGGAGGGAGGCGUGCAGCCCGGCCGGAGCAGCUCACCGACCCCGCUGCGGCUGGACGUCAGGAAGCCGGAGACGGUGAGGGGAGCCGGGGGGAAGGCCGGCGGCAGGAGGGCGGCUCUGGACGGGCCUCGUGUCUGUGGAGCUCGCUGUUGUGUCGGAUGGACGCUGUCGCCUAAAACCAGACGAUGCACCAAACCCAGGUGUCUCCCUCGUUGCCAUAACAACGCGUUGUGUCGACAGUCGAACCGCUGCGUGUGUCGUCGAGGUUUCCGUGGUUACCGCUGUGAAGUUUCCAUGGUAACGUUUCCUCCGUCAGGACACCCGCUGACCACCGCCCGACCCACCAGACCUGAACCAGGAGCCACCACAGAGAACAGCAGACCAGAACCAGGAUCCUCGGCCCCGCAGACCAGCACCCCGGGCUCCUCUGGUCCUGAUCCGUUUGGACACGUCGGAGUUAAAAUGGACAACGGAGCCAACGAGCUGUUUGAGAUGCAGGAGCAGAACCGGGCCUCCACAAAGAGGACGGGGGAGCCCCUCCGGCCCCGCAGAGGGGAACCCGAGGACACCGUGGUGGGCCAGAGUCCAAAAUCAAAGUCUGAUCCAGAACCAAAGAUAGCUUCAGGGUCUCACAGGAAGGACACAGGAAGGACCACAUGUGGACUCUGUGUCCUGGUCUAAGACAGAUGGCAACAUGUCGCUGGAUCCAAAAGAAAGUUUGAUCCGACAGACAGAGGACGGGUCAACAAGGUCCAGGUCCAAAGAGGAGGACGGCACCGGGCCUGGCCCACAGGACGGACUGAGUCCAGAGUCUGGUCCUGGUCUGGACGGACAGAAGAGUGAGGAUGAUUUAACGAGAGAGAAGAAGACGCUGAGCAGCAAUGGUCCUGGAGGACAGAGGAGUUUGGACGUGACAGGAGAGAAGAAGAAGAAGAAGCAGACGCUGAGUCUGAGGGAGGCCCAGGCCGUGCUGCUGAGGAAGACUCAGGGAGGGGAAGGAGACAAGAUGGCCGCCCUGCUGAUGAAGCACGUUGAGAAGGAGAAGAAGAAACUUCUCACGGUGACCUCGACCUCGACCUCUUCAUCCUCUGCCACACCGUCGUCCUCAGUGAAAAGCAGCGUGAGGACGUUCCACACUCAGAAGGGCCAGUACACGGUCCACUUCAAUGAACCCACGGGUCAGUGA
Larimichthys crocea (large yellow croaker) is the source of this 1689-nucleotide messenger RNA. RefSeq lists its product as uncharacterized. The transcript has 5 exons. NCBI's taxonomy places the organism in Eukaryota, Metazoa, Chordata, Actinopteri, Sciaenidae. Bases 1198 to 1689 code for a protein of 163 amino acids. The record is from RefSeq and is a predicted model, not a curated record.